AGUUGACGAACAGUGGUGGGAACUAUAUCCCGCACUACCCUUCCCAUUAGAAUACAAGGGGGGAAAAGAUGGCGUCUGUGAUAGGUUCGGAGGUAGAAAUACAAGAAGUUGAAGUAGAUGCCAUUCCCGUAGAAAUGAAAAUAGAAACAGUUGAAACUUCGGAUGAAGUUUAUGUACAGCCUAUGAUAGCCUUACAACCAUUACCAGAAUCAGCUGGAGAAGAAAUUGUGUUACAAACUCGUGAAGAAGUUGUGGGUGAUAAUCUUGUUUACUCAGACUCGAUACCAGUGCCCGCACCAGAAAUUGAAAUUUCAACAGAGGAAGUUAUUCCUAUGAGAAAAGGAAAAGGUGGAAAAAGAAAAGGGAAAUCUAGAAACCUUGUUCAAACAAGUGGAUUAAGUGUAAACGAUUUUGGCGAAACGUCUGUGAAGAAAUGGGAACAAAAGCAAGUGCAAAUAAAAACUCUAGAAGGAGAAUUUUCAGUUACAAUGUGGGCAUCAGAGGAUCAGUCAAAGUUAGAUGAAGAUUCUGUAGCAGGGGAUUCAGAUGCUGAUUUUGCUGAGUAUAUGACUGGAAAAAAAUUACCUCCAGGUGGAAUUCCAGGACUUGAUCUUAGUGAUCCCAAACAGCUAGCAGAGUUUGCCAGUUGGGACAGGAUAAAGCCUAGGAAACCAACAGAUGAUGUACCCCGCACAGUUCCUUGCCCUCACAAGGGUUGUAAUAAAAUGUUUAGAGAUAACUCAGCUAUGCGUAAACACCUACAUACACAUGGUCCUCGGGUACAUGUAUGUGCAGAAUGUGGAAAAGCAUUCGUGGAAAGUUCAAAAUUGAAAAGACAUCAAUUAGUUCAUACUGGCGAAAAACCAUUUCAGUGUACAUUUGAAGGUUGCGGAAAGCGUUUUUCUUUGGAUUUCAAUUUACGCACACAUGUCAGAAUCCACACAGGUGACAGGCCCUAUGUGUGCCCAUUUGAUGGAUGCAACAAAAAAUUUGCACAGUCAACUAACCUUAAGUCACAUAUUCUCACCCAUGCUAAAGCAAAGGUUGACAGGUCUUCAAAGACAAUGUUAGUGUUUUCAGAUCAGGGAUCAGUAGAUGGUGACCAGUGUUUGUCAGAUGAUGGGUUGUUAGUAUUUGAUGCGAGAGGACAGUCAGCAUACCAAAUACCUGGAGCACAAGCAGGACAAGCCCUUGCUUAUGUGACUAUUCCGCCAGAAUCUCCAGGUUGGGGCUGAAACAGGUUUCAGGGAUGAAUGUGUGAAAUGUAAGGCUUAUCAACAGGAUUUGUAAUGAAAGACCACUGAACUAGGAAUAAAUUUAGAGCUACAACUUGGAUUUUGUUGCCUAAUACUCUACAAGUCACUACAUUUUGUGUGUGUAUGUAAAUAGAAAUCAAAUUACUUUAUUGGAAGCUAGCUUGUUUAAAAAAGCAAUAAAAAGAAAUAUUCUGGCUUGUACAAUAAAAUAAAUACCUAUCUUACAUUUACCAAUGGACAUUUCUACAGCCAAUUAAUGAAAAUAGUGUUUUUAAAAAGACGUACAAGCAUGAAGUGGUCAUGGUUAAACCAAUGCCUCAACUUUGGUAGGCAACAGUUUUCAGUGUUGAGAGCAGAAGCGUGUUGUCUAGCUAUACUUAUGCAAAGAUUCAUUUUAGCUUAUCCACUUUUUAAAUCUUUGUUUUGAAAUAAGGACACUAUUAGACAGCUUUUUCUAAAGGGAAACAUGAAGCUGUUAGAAAUACAUUAAUCAUGUGAGAAUUUUUCCCAGGGUUGUCUCCUUGAAUUCUAUUAAGUUAUUAAAAGUUACUAUUUUUAAAAGAAUGUCAGUAUUUUCAGUGUCAUACACUCUUUCUUGUCAACUGUUAUUUUUUUUGUUAAGAUUUUGUUAAGAUACUGUAUUUGGUCUAUAUUUUAUCAUUUUUACUUUAGAUGCUUCAUUCAUAAGUUUUCUGAUAAAAGAGCUAACAUGAUUCUUUUACUUAAAAAGUAGAACUAUAUUCCAAUAAUUGGCACAUAUUGUAUCAAAAAGUUUGUGGUGCCUUAAAUAAUGGUUAAGUUUUCUGACUAGCUUUUGUUAUGUUUGGGGUAAUUUGAUGUGUAUGGCAUUAACUUGUACACACACUUUGUAACUAAACAGUACCACCAUUGCUAAUUUAAUGGGACUUUGUAUUUUGACAUUUUUUUAACAGAUUUGUUUUGCCUAGUGUUAUAAUACAUUCGGCAGAAAUAGUGAUAUUUUUUUAUAUUUUAACUCUUUGCUUUUUUUUUUUUUUUCAUUCUUCAAAAUCCAACUUGGUUUUGAAAGUCUUGCAAGGGUGUAUUUUUGGUUUUUCUCUCACUGAUGUAGGCAGCCAACUGGAAAUAAUUUUUUUUGUAGCAGAUACCUUAAUUGAAGUUUUGCAUAUGAAUAAUAUAUAUAUUAAAAUUCAACUGACUCUUCUAAAAACCAUACAAAAUAUCUCAGUUCAUCAGCUUCUUUUUUUUGUGUUAAAUAUUUGUAAAAUUAUUAGACUUCCUGUCAAGAGUAAUUUUUCCAACUCAUUGGUGGAGAAUGUUUCAUAAUUAUCAGAUGAGUUGCAUGUUAAGUAUCAUUUAAGUUAUAUUAAGCCUUCCCUUAGAACUUAAAAUCUAUUCACUAAAGACUUGUGUGUGCUAAGAAAGAAGUAUCUUUAUCACGGACAUUACGAAGCUACUUUCUGCAGCCUUUGUUCCAAUCAAUAAUUAAUAUAAAGCCAAGUCUUAGUUUAACUUUCAUAAGUUUUUUUUUUUUAACUGGGUGUUUGCUGCACUGUAGAUCAGUUAGUAGAUGGCACAGGCAGUUUUUUUUAAUUUAAAGAUUGUACAAGUUAUGGUGUAUUGACAGUAUUGUUUACAGCAGAAUUUUUUUUUUUUUGUAUCAGGUUUGUGUCAUUAGAUGUUCUCAUUAUAUAUGGUCCAAGUCUGCUCUUGUCCCAAUUUUUCAUAUCUGACCACUCAAUUCAAGAUUUUGUAUAUAGCUAUAAUGAAACAUUUAUUUCAUUUUGUCAUUAUGUUUAAUUACUGUGUAAUAAAAAAUAUGAUGGCCAUUUCAUCUUCAUGAAUUGUAAAUAAAUUCUGAAUUAUAAUUGC
Molecule: messenger RNA, 3107 nt
Organism: Physella acuta
Lineage: Eukaryota; Metazoa; Mollusca; Gastropoda; Physidae
Product: transcriptional repressor protein YY1
Biological process (GO): regulation of transcription by RNA polymerase II
Cellular component (GO): chromatin; transcription regulator complex; PcG protein complex
Molecular function (GO): RNA polymerase II cis-regulatory region sequence-specific DNA binding; DNA-binding transcription factor activity, RNA polymerase II-specific
Source: RefSeq, a predicted model, not a curated record